UUCGGUUGUUUAGCGUCAAUAGUCCUGUUCAAAUUAAUAUAAAGCGUUAAUUAAUUGUUAAUAUUUAAAUAUUUUUGUUGAAAAUUGUUUAUAAAUACUGUUUAUAAAAAAGUGUUCAAUUAUUAAUAUGAAAAAGUGUUUUAAAAUUUGCCAAAAACUCAGUGCAAUUUUCUUAGGACGAGCGCUGUUUUUUUUUGUCAGGCCAUUCGUUUUGUUAAGUGAUGAGAAAGCGUUAAUCAAAGGGGAUAGUGAGAGAGUUGGAAAGAAAAAAAAUUGUUUGCAAAAAGUCUGUGGAGAAAAGGUGUGAAAAAUAAUGAAAAAAGCUAAAAAAAAAGAGUUGGAGGGUAUGUAUGUAAAUACAUAUGUAUGUAAGUGUUGCAAAAUGGAUAUAUUGUUUUUGUUUGCAAUGAAGUACAGUCGGGAGAAUAUCGUUAUUUGAACAACAAAAUAUAAAGAUCAAUGAAAACGAGUUAAGUGCAAUAAUCGUUUGUAGGCCAUUCUUAAACGAAAAAAAAGUAAGACACACUAUAUGAACCUGUAUUGUAUAGAGAAAAAUCAGCUAAAAAAAAUUCCACCAACUGUAAAAAAAAAGCCUGAGUUAGAACUUAUGACUCUGGUUAAAAACUCCUCUUACAUAUAAAACCACUUUAUAAAAGUGUUAAGAAAAUGCCAAUAUUCUGAAUGAGAUUUUUUUUGUCACCAACAAAAUCGUAGUAAUAAUAACCAAGAAAAACUAUUGAAACGUAGCUUUGGAAAGCUUGAAGCUGGGUAAAUGUGGUCCAAAAACUAAAUAAUAAGUUUGUAGUAGAAACAGCUAAGAUGAAACCAGAUUUAGUUGUUUGUAAAAAUUCGUUGUUGUUUUUGUUGUCUACAACGUAUAGUAUGCUAAACAUAAAUUAAAACAAAAACACUAGAGUUUGUUUUUUUACCGAAAUCAAACGAGUCAACCAGACAAACAAACAAACAAAUAAACUGAAAGACAGCCACUGAGGGAACGAGCGUGCGAGUGAGUUGGAGUCACAGCUACAAAAACCACAAUAAUAAUAUUAAUAACACAAGCAACAGCAACAACAGUAAUAGUGGCAGCAGCAGCAGCAGAAAACAAGGUGAGGAGAGGAGACAAGUGUACGAAGUAGAAGUGACCUACAAAGACAGGUUUAUGAUUUUACUUCGCAUUUGCUAAAGCACAGACUAAAGACAGCAAAGAACCACUUUGCUAGACCCAGUUGAGACAAACAACAAUAACUGGAAGAAACCGACAAUAACAACAGAAAACCAGUCAGCCCAGCUUUAAAAUAAGCAGCGUCAAGAGACGUCAGAGCUGGCAACAUAUUGUGGUAAACAAACCAACAACGUAAAAUGGCAACCACAACAUUUACAACUAUGAUACCUACCCCUCAGCCGAAAAAACCGGGACCUCCCGUACCCCCCAGACCACAACAAUCAAGUUUAUUAAAAACACAACAACGUGAUGUAUCAUCAUCACAAUCAACAUCUUCAACAGCGGCAGCUACAACAGCAAAAUCGCAACAUUUAAUGAGCAAAGUAGGUCUAGAACAACCACAGAUUCUUAAAAAACCCAUAAUAGCAAAUGCCAGCAACACCAACACGACAACAGCAACAGCCAAUUCUACUUCAGUUACAACAAGUGGCGGUCGCACGGUUAUCUACAAAUCACCAUCAUUGAAUUUACAAAAACGCCAAGACGAACGUGAGAAACGUAAUGAAGCCAGUACACAGACAGCAACAACUGCCAUUACCCGAACAACAUCGGCAGCGGCUGCAACAACAGCAGCAGCCAACAAAGCUAAAUUAGCAAAUGGCACGCAGGCACCUAAACCACCGUUAAAAUUAAGAAAAGCUCCCGAUGUGCCCACAAAUUUUAAACCACGCAUAACAGCACCUCAACCGGAAGUUAAAGAAACUGAUACAAAAUCCAACAACAAAAACACUAACACCAACAACAGCCAAGACAACAAUAUAGUUAUUGUUCAAUCAGCUCAGGGUGUAGUUACUUUAAAUCGCCACCACUCUAUGGGUGCUGCUUCGCCUCAAAAUAAACCCUCCGCUUUGGCAAAAGAUACACGUCUCAGCUUGGGCAAGGCCGAUUUCGAAAGAGUGGGUAAGAUACAAGUGCAACAAUUACAGCCCACUUCCCAACCUCUGCCAAAACCACGUAAAAUUGUUAAAGUUCCCGUAGCAACUUUAGAUGUGGACGAUACCAGUUCCUCCAACACCAACACAUCAUCUUCUACUUCUUCAAACACUCUACACGUGAAUCUCUUUAAACGCUCUAAAACUUCUAUAGAAAAUUUUACCUCACGUUCGAAUAUUACCACAGUGAAUACCAAUACCACGGGCAGCUAUUUAAGUGGCAAAACAGUGGAAAUCAAAAAUAAUCUUAAAAAUGCCGCCGAACGUUUGUUCUCGGAAAUAAUGGUGAAUCAGCAGAAACAAAAUGCUUUGGAAUCCAAUUUAGCCACCAAUACCAUUAUAACGAAACAUGAAAGGGCCAUACAGCAUCAGGCGGAGCCUAUGAAACUGAAUAAUGCAAAUAAUGUAACAGUGGUGACCACCUCCAAGGAUUAUGCGCUUAACAAUGACAAUAAUAAUUGUACGCGCAUAAAUAUCACGACCACUGCAGCAGCAGCAGCAGCUGCGAAUAAUCAAAAUACUAACAAAUUGUCGGCGGCCGGCAAUGUCAGACAAGUGGUAUCGGCUUUUAAUUCUCCAGAGAAAAAAUCGGCUGCAUUUCAUGAAAUGCUAAUUUCUGAACUGGCUGCCAUGCGCACUAGAUCAUGUUCUAUGGAAAAUUUGCAAACAACACAACAACAACAACAAUUGUUGCAACCACAGUCGCCUCUGUCGGUUAAAGAAUCCGCAACAAUUGACAAACAAUUUCAAAAUUACAAACAAUUUAAAACUCUGGAGAAUCAAUUGAAAGGCAACAACAAUAAGCUACAACAAGACCAACAGCUACAACAACAAGAUCAACAACAACAACGUUCAACACCACAACAAAAAUCCAAACAACAUCAUCAUCACAAACUUCCUGCUAAUGAUGAUGACAUUGAUGCCGAUAAUAUUGAAGAUGCCGAUGGUGAUGUUGAAGAGGAACUUAAGAAAUCUUUAAAAGUUAUAACCGCCCAAAAUUCACCACGCAAACGUACACCUUCAGGCUGUUCUUCCGACUCCUCGCCCUAUGGCACUGAACGUUCUGCACGCAUACGCACCUCCGAUUGGAUUGAGGUGGGCGAUAAUGGCAAGCAAGUAACGCUCACCAGUUGUCAUAUUAGUUUGGAGGAUUCUGGUUUAGAGGAUGAAGAGCGUAUGGAUGAAAUGUCUUCGUCGGGUGUGGGUGAUUCGUGGGAUAGUGUUAAGGAAGCUGAACAGCAUCAGCAGCAACAACAGCAGAUUCAGUUGCAGCAACAGGCUAAGAGAAGCCGUAAUGUUAAGAGGUAA
This is a messenger RNA of Lucilia sericata (common green bottle fly), 3462 nucleotides long. Its product is annotated as bromodomain-containing protein DDB_G0280777-like. The transcript is spliced from 2 exons. The record is from RefSeq and is a predicted model, not a curated record. NCBI's taxonomy places the organism in Eukaryota, Metazoa, Arthropoda, Insecta, Diptera, Calliphoridae. Bases 1360 to 3462 code for a protein of 700 amino acids.